AUGCGGACCCAGCAGGGCUCGGGGGGGGGCGUGCCCCUGCCUGGGGGCAGCUGUGGCAGCAGCGGAAGCUUGGGGCUGUCGCCUGGGUCCGACUCGGACGGAGGAAGUCCCACAGUCAGAAGGGUGGACAGCAUGGUGGACGGAGAUCUCGGGGUGGGUGGAUGUACGGGUGGAGGAGGCAGAGGAGGAGGUAGUUUGGGUGGAACUCUGAGGGGGGUCCUGUCUCGCUAUUGGAGCUUGGAGAGUCUGCAUUCGACCACAGCGGUGGUUGUACCUGACGGGACAUCAGAGAAGGCGGGGCUUGCGGGUGAUCUUGGCAGCGAAGAGGAUCUGCUGUAUGAAGAGUUUAGUAGUUCUGUACAUCAUUUUGGACAUCUAGGAGGAGGCGGAGGAGAGCAGCUGGCCAUCAAUGAGCUGAUCAGCGAUGGCAGUGUGGUGUAUGCUGAGGCCCUCUGGGACCAUGUCACCAUGGACGACCAGGAGCUGGGCUUCAAGGCCGGUGAUGUCAUCGAAGUAGUGGACGCCACUAACAAGGAGUGGUGGUGGGGUCGCUUAAUGGACAGUGAGGGCUGGUUCCCUGCCAGCUUUGUACGGUUGCGAGUGAACCAGUAUGAGCCUAUGGAGGAGUGUCUGGCCCAUCUGGAGGAGGCUGAGGCUGGAAAGGAGAACAGGGCAGGUCUGGGCUUGUUGCUGGGACAUGGUUUACACUGCAAAGAACAGAUGAGGACCAACGUCAUCAAUGAGAUCAUGAGCACAGAGAGAGACUACAUCAAGCACCUGAAGGACAUCUGUGAGGGUUACAUCAAACAGUGCCGCAAGAGGACAGAUAUGUUCACGGAAGAGCAGCUUCAUACCAUCUUUGGCAAUAUUGAAGAGAUCUACCGAUUCCAGAGGAAGUUACUGAAAGGCCUUGAGAAGAAAUUCAACAAAGAGCAGCCCCACCUCACUGAGAUCGGUUGCUGCUUCCUCGAACACCAAACAGAUUUCCAGAUUUAUUCAGAGUAUUGCAACAACCACCCCAACGCUUGCGUCCAGCUCUCUAAACUAGUGAAGGUCAACAAGUACGUGCUCUUCUUCGAAGCCUGCCGACUCCUCCAGAAGAUGAUUGACAUUUCCUUGGAUGGCUUCCUGCUGACUCCAGUUCAGAAGAUCUGCAAGUACCCACUGCAGCUGGCUGAGCUGCUGAAAUACACCAACCCACAGCACAGGGACUAUAAAGAAGUGGAGGCGGCCUUAAAUGCCAUGAAGAAUGUGGCUAAGCUGAUCAAUGAGAGGAAACGGCGUCUUGAGAACAUUGACAAGAUUGUCCAAUGGCAGAGCUUCAUAGAGGACUGGGAGGGAGAAGACGUCCUUAGCAGGAGCUCUGAUCUGAUCUUUUCAGGAGAGUUGAGCAAGCUGUCCCAGCCUCAGGCCAAGAGUCAACAGAGAAUGUUUUUCCUCUUUGAUCACCAGAUGGUCUACUGCAAAAAGGACCUCCUGCGGCGGGAUAUGCUAUACUACAAGGGUCGGAUGGACAUGGAUUACAUGGAGGUGAUAGACGUGGAGGAUGGAAAGGAGAAGGACUUCAACAUCAGCGUGAAAAAUGCUUUGAAGCUGCGGGUGCUGGCUGGUCACGAAGUCCACCUCUUGUUUGCCAAGAAGCCGGAGCAGAAACAACGCUGGCUGAGAGCCUUCGCUGACGAGAGGAUUCAGGUCCAGCAUGACAUUGAGACAGGAUUCUCUCUUACAGAGGUCCAAAAGAAACAGGCUAUGCUAAAUGCCUGCAAAAGCCAUCCAGCUGGGAAACCCAAAGCAGUGACCAGACCUUACUGCGAAUUCCUUCUGCGACAGAAACACCCCUCUCUUCCCGCUGCUUUGCCCCAGCAGCAAGUCUUUAUGCUGGCUGAGCCGAAGCGCAAAACUUCCACCUUCUGGCAUACCAUUGGCAGAUUGACACCAUUCAAGAAGUAA
Cyclopterus lumpus (lumpfish) is the source of this 1950-nucleotide messenger RNA. RefSeq names its product Rho guanine nucleotide exchange factor (GEF) 4 (gene arhgef4). Bases 1 to 1950 code for a protein of 649 amino acids. Gene Ontology annotation, biological process: intracellular signal transduction. The transcript has 11 exons. The record is from RefSeq and is a predicted model, not a curated record. NCBI's taxonomy places the organism in Eukaryota, Metazoa, Chordata, Actinopteri, Perciformes, Cyclopteridae. Gene Ontology annotation, molecular function: guanyl-nucleotide exchange factor activity; protein binding.